AAUGGAAAUGAUAAGCGCCGGUGAUGCCUUGAUUGUGCUAGGAUCUCAGACAGUAUUUUUCAUACUUGGUUGGCUAUUUUUUAUGAAGCAACUUUUUCGUGAUUAUGAGGUAGAUCAGAAGGCAGUACAAAUAUUUUUUUCUGUAACAUUUGCUAUCUCGUGUACACUUUUUGAGCUUGUUAUCUUCGAAAUUCUAAAUGUUUUGAGUAAUAGUUCGCGUCUUUUCACUUGGCGGACCUGUUUAUAUACGAUAUUGGUUCUUCUCAUUUGUUUAAUGCCUCUUUAUUUUUAUUACUCGCUCAUUAGAAUGCAAAGAUUCGUUCCACUUAGUUGGGUGAUGCCGCUUACACUUAUUUGUUGGCUAAUAACUAUCUAUGCAUUUUGGCGACUUGGUGAUAAUUUUCCAAUACUUAGCGCUAAGCACGGCAUUUUUUCAAUGCAACAAGCUGUAUCUAGAGUUGGUGUCGUUGGAGUAACAGUAAUGGCUAACCUUUCCGGCUUUGGUGCUGUCAAUGCACCUUAUACUUGCAUGAGCAUCUUUAUGCGCCCGGUAACGGAGGAUGACAUCGCACAGCUCGAACGAAAAUUGCGUCAGAAUUUUGAUAUGAUAGUUGCUAAAAAGCGUAAAUUAGCAUUGAAGGAGCUUGAACUCAGCAGAAUUGGAACAUUCAAAGCCGCACCGACUGGAACAUUGCGUGAUCAAAUAAGUGAAAUUUUGCCGUUAGAAGAAUUUGGAAAGCAUCUAUUUUUGGAGCUAGUUGAAGCACAUAAUGCAAAGAAUCGCGUAGAAUACAGCAAAACUUGGCAGGGGAUAUAUUUCAACAUCGUGGGACAUUUUUUCUCUAUCUAUUGUAUAUGGAAAAUUAUCAUAUGCACGAUUAAUAUUGUUUUUGAUCGUGUUGGCAAGGUGGAUCCAAUUACAAAAGGAAUGGCUAUUGUCGUGCACCACAUGGGCUAUCAAAUAGAUGUCAGGUUCUGGUCUCAACAAAUUUCUUUUCUCGUCAUUGGUAUAAUUGCUGUUACAUCGAUUCGUGGAUUAUUGAUAACCAUUGCGAAGUUCUUCAAUGCUAUUUCAAAUAGACAAUCCUCUAAUCUUGUAGUGCUUGGAUUGGCUCAGUUGAUGGGAAUGUAUUUUGUAUCAAGCGUACUAUUAAUCCGCAUGAAUAUGCCCUCUAAAUACAGGGUAAUAAUAACUCAAGUGCUAGGCGAACUUCAAUUCAAUUUUUAUCAUCGUUGGUUCGAUGUUAUCUUUUUGUUAUCUGCCUUAUGCAGCAUACUAUUCCUCUAUUUAGCACAUAAAAGAACACCAAUUAGAUGA
Meloidogyne enterolobii is the source of this 1318-nucleotide messenger RNA. Lineage: Eukaryota; Metazoa; Nematoda; Chromadorea; Rhabditida; Meloidogynidae. The record is from the annotation of a GenBank genome assembly.